CUCCUCACAGUCCUCAGUCCGCGACUUGACGCCUUCUGGCUCGCAUCCUCACCUCGGCGCUCGGCCGCGUGCGUUUCUUUCUCACUCGCCGAGAAGAGCCAGCAUCGACCACUGCACCGAACGGAUUCAGUUUCGUAUUGCGAAAUUGCGUGCAGAGAUGGUGGCAGGCCUAAAAUGAGGCGUUGCAUUGGAGCUGGUGAUCAGCUGAAAGAGCAGCUAGUCGCCGCACGUGGGAUGAAGCGGGUAGGCAACCGGCAGCGCAUCGCCCUUACCUUUGCGUGAGAGUUUCGCCUUCAUACGUUUCGAGCGCGAUUCUGAGAUCAUGAGCGGCGGCGGAAGCGGUCGUCGCAGCGCCGGCGCCGUCCGGGACAUUUUGGUGAACGCCACCGUCACGCUGAUCAUCAUCCUGCUCACCGUGUUCCUUUACAUUUUGUGGAUCAAAAUUGUGCCCAGCAGUGGCAGCAGCUUCCUCUCUGAAGAGCACCUGAGGAUCAACGCCUCCGGAGCCGAGUUUGACGAGCAAAGAGGCAUCGCAGAGCUCAGGAAUAGAGUUCGGCAGAACAAGUCCCGCAAGCUGAGCGUGGACACGGAGCAUUUGGAGGCCAAGAAGCAGCUGGCCUACUUCAUCCCCACGAAACUACCCUCCAAGUUUCCUCUGCACGAGCACGACGUCCUCUACGGGCAGGACGAGUUGUGGAGGAGGGCCGGCAAGCAGCAGGUGCACUUGCCCAAAGCCCUCGGCAAGAAGCAACCCUUCGGCCACUUUAUCCACAAGGAUGACGAAUUGUGGGACCCAAGCCCUCAGUACGAAUUCAACGCAUUCGGUCGGCACUUCCUCCUAGAGUUGAAGCACGACUCGUCGGCCUCGUCGGCCACCCAAACCCUUCGGGCCCACCACGUUUUCAAGAACCAAUCACACGUGCAGCCGGUGCACAAAGACGUGAGCAAGUGCUUCUACUCGGGAAAAGUGCUCGGUGACACCGACUCGCGAGUCAACCUCAACCUCUGCCAUGGAAUGUCUGGAUACAUCCGCACGUCCCACGGUAUUUACUUCGUCGAGCCGUCCGAAUACUGGCCGCCGGAGAACGCGACUGAUGUCUCUUCUAGUCCAUCUGUGAUGCACGCCAUUUACCCCCUGGUUGCCGAACCCACCGCCCUCGUAGAGGAUGACGGCCACUGCGCCACGCCUCUCUCAAAUGCAGAAAUUACUGACGACCAUCCUCAAGAAGACGAGACUGCACCGCACCACCGUGCGGCGCGAUCCAUACUCAACCAUCCCUAUCUCGUGAAACCACCGGGCUCCAUCUCGAAGCAGUUGUACAUAGAGGUUAAAGUGGUGACGGACCGCAAAAUGCACGAGUACCACGGCGACAACCUGACGCAGUACGUGAUCACCCUCAUGUCCAGUGUGUCAUCGUUGUUCAAAGACGCUAGCAUAGGCAACCACAUAAAUAUCAAGGUGGUGGACAUAGAGAAUCUGGCCGACACGUCAUUUUACGUGUCGCCUGACGUCUACUGGAAAAGCAAGUAUAACGCCAACGAUGUCUGGGCCACGGAAAUGCUCAAGAAGUUCUGUAUCUGGCAGUACGAGAACCGUCACCUUGGUGACAGGACCAGACACUAUGACACUGCCCUUCUGCUCACAAGAGAAAAUCUUUGUCGGUAUCACAACCUGACGAGCUGCGGGACCCUGGGCCUGGCCGAGGUCGGUGCUGUGUGCAACCCAAAGAAGAGCUGUUCAAUUGUGCAGGACAACGGCCUGAGCGCGGCCUUCACCAUCGCCCAUGAGCUUGGACACGUACUGAAUAUGAAGCACGACAACGACAACCACUGCAAACGCUUCAUGGGCCCGAGCAGCAAGCACUUCAUGAUGGCGCACAUGCUCGGCGAGAACACCUCUCCCUGGGAGUGGUCCAACUGCAGCCGCCACUAUCUCACCGAAUACCUCGAAUCAGGACAUGGCUACUGCCUGGAGAACGAGCCGUACCAGGAACUGCCGUUGAAGGACGACUCGAGCCUGCCAGGCGAGAGUUUCAACCACAACAGGCAGUGCGAGAUGCUGUACGGACCGGGCUCGCGCAUCUGCACCUACAUGCCAGUGUGCGGCUCGCUGUGGUGCAGCCAGGGCCAGUCGGACGAGCAGAACGGCUGCCUCAGCCAGCACAUCCCCUGGGCCGAUGGCACCCUCUGCGCACACAACAGCUGGUGCCAGAAGGGCAAGUGCGUUCCCAAGAACAGGGAGGCCCUCGCGCCCAGACAUGGCGGAUGGAGCUCCUGGGGACCUUUCGGCGAUUGCUCUCGGUCGUGUGGCGGCGGCAUCAAAGUUUCAAAGCGCGAGUGCGACAACCCGCGGCCUGUGAACGGCGGCAAGUACUGCAUUGGCGAGAGGAUGCGCUACCACUCGUGCAACACGCAGGACUGCCCGUACAAUCAGAAGGACUUCCGCGACCAGCAGUGUGGCAUGAUGAAGCGAGGCUACAACGACGCCAAGUGGAUUGCCAAGUACUAUGGCAAACCGGAAGACCAAUGCAAGUUGUACUGCCGCCAGGGCACCGACUUUAACUUCCUCUUUUCGGAGAAGGUGAUUGACGGCACGCCGUGCUCGCCUAAAACCUAUGACAUCUGCAUCAACGGCAAGUGUCACCCGGCAGGCUGUGACCACGUCCUCGGCUCCAACAAGACCUUGGAUUCCUGCGGUGUCUGCGACGGAGACAACUCCACCUGCACCAUGGUGUACGGUUCAUACAACGAGUCCAUGCCCGAGUACCAGAAGGUCGUGGAGAUUCCUGCAGGCUCUACCAGCAUUUUCGUCAAGCAGACGCCCCUCUCCUACGUUGACGGCAAAUCCGGCGACAACAUUCACUUAGCACUCCGCUUGAAGGACACUGGUCAGUAUAUUUUGAACGGCAACUUUAACAUCAGGCCUUACGAAACCAGACUUUUGGAGGCUGGCACUCCAAUAAACUACAACGGCGCUCGCUCCUUUGUCGAAAUCCUCAACUCCACUCUAGAACCGCUGAAGGUUGCUGUCAUCCUUGAGGUUUUUAUCGCUGGUACUCCUCUCCGUGCCAAUGUGGAGUACAGAUAUAUGGUGCACUUCCCUUUCAUCUGGAAGCCAAACUCAGAUUGGUCUACCUGCCACAGAACUUGCUUCAGACAUAGAUCAAUUGGCUGUUUUGAGAGGAGGACAAACAUUGAAGUGGACAAAUACCUGUGUUCUAACUCUACGCAAGAAAAGCCAGCUACCAAGAAGUUCUGCUAUUUCCAUAGCUGCAGACUUUCAUGGAAAGGGAAUCGUUGUGCCGUACUUUCGUACGGUAGCGGCGAAACUUAUGUGGACAAGAAGCUGUGCGAGAAAGUCAAGAAACCAAGCCGCAUGGCCACGUGGGAGUUUGGAACCUGGUCAGAGUGCAGAGUUGGUUGUAAUCCUGGUAACCAAACCAGGACUGCCAAGUGUACCACCUACAGAGCAAGUUAUUUACCUGAUGAGCAUUGCCCACCAUUAAAACCUGAGGAUAAGGAGAGACCCUGUGAACCUUUUUGCCAGGGCAUGUGGAAGACUGGAGAAUGGACCAAGUGUUCAGUCAAGUGCGGGACAGGCGUGCAGAGGCGUUCUGUUUGGUGCGAGCUGGACGGCUACAAAGUGAACAAGGAUGAGUGCCAAGGCUUGGAGCCCCUCACGCAACGGGACUGUGCCCAACCGGCCUGUGGCUACUGGAAAACUGGGCCCGCCUCGGUUUGUUCGGUGAGCUGUGGGGUCGGCGUGGCCCAGAGACAGGUGGUGUGUGUGACCGAGGGUGGGGCGGCUGCCAACGACGAAUUUUGCGAUCACUUGGAAAAACCCAACAACGCGGUGUCCUGCACCAUGCCUGACUGUCCCUCGCCCACGACCACAAAAUUGAGAAGUAUGCAAAACUCCAGCGAUUUGAUGAUCAAGAACGCUAUUGUGCCUGCACAAACAACCUUGCAAAUUGCGUGGGUUGACGGAGAGUGGAGUGAGUGUUCUGUGAGCUGCGGCAAAGGCUAUCAGCGACGCAUAGUGCAGUGCCUGAAUCUGAACUCGAACGACGUCCUUCCCGACUCCCUGUGUGAGCAACUCUCGCCAAAGCCGGUGACGCAGCACUCGUGUUCCCACACGUGCGGUGCCUGGAGGCCCAGGGAGUGGCAGCCCUGCUCAGCGACCUGCGGAAAGGGCAUUGCCAAGAGACAGGUGGUUUGCGAGUCCGACUGGGGCAGAAUAUCGCUACCGGACUCUUCAUGCGCCAGCCAGGAGAGGCCAGUGAGCGAGCACCCGUGCGAGAACAAACCGUGCACAAUGGUGUUCCACACGGAACGCAAGUGGUCCACCGGCUCCUGGGGAGAGUGCGUGGUGCCAAACAAGGACUGUGGAGUUGGAGUGCGAAGGAGACAGGUCAAGUGUCUGCACGGCGGCUCGUGCGACGGGGAAAAACCUCCUGAUAUCGAGCCCUGCGUCAUUUCCUGCAGGAACGCCAAGUGGAACUUUGGCGAGUGGGGAGAGUGUUCCAGACCAUGCGGAACCGGCUACAAGCACCGACUGGUGCGGUGUCAGUCUCUAAACGGGCAGUUCCUGAAGGAGGACGAGUGUCCUGUGGAGGAGCGGCCAAGCUCUAAGAUGGAGUGCAACACGCACAGGUGUAAUGGCUACCGCUGGAAGGUCAGCGCCUGGGAACAGUGCUCGGUGCGGUGCGGGCGCGGCGUGAAGCGGCGGACGGUGCAAUGCGUGAGCAGCGGCAAGGGCGCCGCUGUCCAGGACUUCCACUGCCCGGGACGCAAGCCUCCGGACACUCGGUUCUGUUUCAAAUACCAAUGCCCGUACUCGUGGCAAAUUGGAGACUGGUCUGAGUGUUCGGAAACCUGCGGCUCAGGUCUGCAGACGCGCCAGGUGACAUGCCACAAGGUGGUUGGCUUGGGCUGGCUAGAGCCGUCCAAGGUGGCGGAAUCACACUGCUACAGCACCGAAAAGCCCAUAGCUGUGCAAGCAUGUCACUUGGAGCCCUGUUCUUCUCAGUUCCACUGGCUCACUGGACCCUGGAAACAGUGCUCUGCGGUGUGCGGGAAGCGCGGCAAAAAGCGUCGCGCCGUGUACUGCGUGGGCCACGACCGGCUGCGGGUGUCCAACAGCUACUGCCGACAGGACAAGAUGCCGGUACGCAAGGCCAAGUGCAACGUGAUGCGCUGCCCAGGUCCAUCCUCAUGCAGGGAGGUAAAGUUCCUGCGCCGUCACUCGGCCGCCGACGGCACCUACACGCUCAACUUGUUCGGCAUGAACAUCAGCGUCUACUGCCACGAGAUGCACUCGCACUCGCCCAAGGAGUACUUAUCGCUGCCCACUGGCGAACAGGAGAACUACUCAGAAUUCUUCCACCUAAGUUUGAAAAAUCCCAACUCAUGUCCAUACAACGGAAAGAGGCCAGAAAAAUGCGACUACUGUUAUGACGAGAAAAAAGGUCUGUCGGGAACGACGGUCUUCACCAAAAUCCGCUUCAACCCGCAAUCUUUGAAAGUCACGAGGGACGAUUUCACUUUUGCCCGUCUGAUUCGUGGCAAGAAAUACAUACCAUACGGUGAAGCGGGUGACUGCUACAGCAACCUGGUCUGCCCGCAGGGAAGGUUUUCAGUGAACCUGUCAGGAACACCUUUCAGGGUGUCACCCACCACGGGAUGGCUCAGUAACGGCGGCUCCAUGGACCAACACCCUGAUGAGGAGCACCAAAAAGUGUGGGGCAAGUGCGGCGGAAACUGCGGCACGUGCAGCCCACGCAAAGAUACUGGACUGAAGCUGGAGCUGCUGUGGCCGGACAGACACACGAAACACCACGGCCGCUGGAGGGGUUAGAGCCCUUAUCCUACGAGUCACACACACAAUAUGCGAGAGAGAGAAGAGAGAGAUUCGGCCGGCAGACAUGCACGGUCGGGGCCGCGAAAGCCACCAGCGGAUCUGUCGACAAGCAUGGAGGGCGACGCUGGACCCUUUAUACUUUCUCGAAUCCGCCAAAAAUGAUUGCUCUCGUCGUGUGCGCAAACGGACCUUUACAUUUCGACAGCAGCAAGCAACCGAGUGGAAUCUCAAUCAAAAGCGCUAAUGUUUUAGGCCUCCUUUUCUGCAGUGCAUUUAUUACUGUUAGGAGAAGAAGAUACGAGGAUCUGAAUUUUUUCGAAUGCGUUUUCAUCUGAUGGAAUAUUUUUGUACUGUUUUCGGCGUCGGUCGGAACGCCAACCUUUUUAAUUUAUUGAUUUCUAUACUUUAUUAUAUAUUAUACAUCGAGAACGGCCGCACUUGUUUGUACGUUUUUACACAAGCGACAACAAUAUUGCCACGAGGUGAGCAAAAGUAUUAGUUUUGAGGCCUCUUUUUCAGGGGAUUUUACAAACUCUGAACAAUUCCCUUUAGUGUCAAAAAACUAGCCCAGAUUCGCUGGAAGUGCGAUUCAGUUGGAUCCAAAAAUUAAACUGAAUUGGUUUUGUUUCGUCAAGACCACAAAAUUUUUAUUGAUGUUUUAAAUUCAUUGCAUCAGCUCUACGCGCGAACGGCAGCUCUGAAGACUAUUGAAUCGCACAAAUUUCGAAUCAAAGUACUUUUUGUCCCAGCAUAAUCAAGAUGUGUAGAUAAAUACCUCAUAUAUUACACCGUCAUACUGUAAAAGUUACAAAAAAACUGUAUACCACCAGCUUCAGGCUCCAUUUUUUUACAUCAACGCAGGACUUAAUAUAUUUUACUGCCACGAUUUUUGUUCAUCGUUUAACAGUUUUGAUUUGUGUUCCAUGUGCACACACACGCCUAGCACGUAAGUCUUUUGCCCCUUUUGAACGCCAUGCUGAAGUAUUUUUCAUUAAUUUUUCGCACAUCACACAAGUUUCAUUAUUUUUCGGCACAUCAAAAUGAAAGCGCGCGAAUAAUUUUUUAAUUUUGCAAGAAGAAGGCUGACACUCGAACUACAAGGUUUAGUGUGUAUUUUUUCUUCUUCGGCUGAUGCAUUUUUGCGAGAGAAAGAAAGGAAGGAACACGCACAGAAUUUUCUAUCAAAUGUAUUAUUAAACGUAUUUAUUAAUAAAUGAAUAAUUUUGGUAUUCAGUGAGGAUGCACGAAUGAGCGUGAAUGCGGUAAUAUUUUCUUGUUGAUUUUGUUACGUAUAAAAUAAAUACUCUGCUCUUUCUGGACCCCUUGACCGCGCUAACUGAGAUACUAUACUUUUGGAUGAAUAACAAACUGUACCUUUAGUCUGUAGAAUCACUGCCAAUAUUUGUACUGCUGCGCGAGGGAGACCCCUCACUGCCGCUGACAGGAGUUGAUUAGUGUUGUAAUUAAUUAACCAACGGUGCGAUUUAGUUUUCGUCCACGAUUAAUGUGAUUCAUUUUUAGAUAAUGUGCGACAACACAGCCAUACGAGAGCUCGUAGUUGAGACAAUAAAAUAAUUAUAUUCAAUCGAAUCCCUCCUCCACCUAAUUUUAAGGAAACACAUACACACCCACACCAUACAAAAAUUUGUAUAAACAUUUGACGCCACGCUUGAAUCUCCAACCAAUUGAUAUGUCAGUAAUAAAUUAUGAUAAAUGCAAAAAUUGACAA
Messenger RNA from Cloeon dipterum, 7589 nucleotides. RefSeq names its product ADAM metallopeptidase with thrombospondin type 1 motif A (gene AdamTS-A). The coding region runs from base 323 to 5857 and encodes 1844 amino acids. Gene Ontology annotation, cellular component: extracellular matrix. Gene Ontology annotation, molecular function: zinc ion binding; metalloendopeptidase activity. The record is from RefSeq and is a predicted model, not a curated record. NCBI's taxonomy places the organism in Eukaryota, Metazoa, Arthropoda, Insecta, Ephemeroptera, Baetidae. Gene Ontology annotation, biological process: proteolysis; extracellular matrix organization. The transcript has 32 exons.